This is a messenger RNA of Pygocentrus nattereri (red-bellied piranha), 771 nucleotides long. RefSeq names its product TEN1 subunit of CST complex (gene ten1). Bases 101 to 481 code for a protein of 126 amino acids. Gene Ontology annotation, biological process: negative regulation of telomere maintenance via telomerase. Gene Ontology annotation, cellular component: CST complex. Gene Ontology annotation, molecular function: telomeric repeat DNA binding; telomerase inhibitor activity; single-stranded DNA binding. The record is from RefSeq and is a predicted model, not a curated record. NCBI's taxonomy places the organism in Eukaryota, Metazoa, Chordata, Actinopteri, Characiformes, Serrasalmidae. The transcript has 4 exons.
GUGCUGUGCUUCAUGGCAGUGAUGGUUUAUGCCUGUUUCUUAACGCUGUAAAGUGUGUUUUACUACAUACUUACACAGCAAGUUGGUGAGGUUAGUAGAGAUGCUUCCCUCUCCUGCGGUUUUCCACUUUCUCUGGGAAAUCAACACUCACCUGGUUGAAGAUGGAGCAUCAGUUCGCACAUUCGGCAGGCUCACAAGUUACCUGCCAGAGGAGUCGAAAGCCAUCCUGACGUCCCAUCAUGCAUCUAUGCAGCACCAGGUAUCAGUACAGACAACAUUCGUGGAGCCUUUUGAUCCAAUAGUCGGGGCGCAGUACGUCACACUGGGGGAGAUUGAUAAGGCAGAGGGGUGCAGUGAAGCUAUUCUGCGUGCUCGGGUGUUAAACUGUGUGGAUGGGGUUGAUGUUGCGCUGCUACAGAAGGCCAUAAAUGAACAGAGGAACUUCUUUAAAGAGCGGGACAACGAGGCUGGAGCACAGUAGCGCCCACUUCGAAAUACCUGCACCACCUGGACAGAUGCAGCGGAGUUUGGAGAAACUGUUUUUUUUUUUUUCUCAAUCACAGUCAAUAUUUACAUCUAACAGUUAAGGUAGUGUUCAGGCUACUUGGUAAACCAGGUAAAAAAGAGUAAUGGUAUUGAUGCACUGCAAAAAAUUAUAUCUUAAAAAGUGAAAUCAUCAUCAUGUCUUAGUCGAUGUGCUCUCAUAUGCGAAGUUUUGGCACCCCUUGUCAAAUUACAUGUUUGGUUGAUGUGUAAAUAAAUGAACACAUC